GACGCAAAGAUUUACCGGAUUGGCAUAAAAAACGUUAUUUGUAUGCGGAUCUAUUAUCUCGACCCAGACGUCCGAUGAGAGAAAAAGGUAGUACGGUGAAGUACGAUGAAUUUGAUUUCAACAAUGACGAAUAUGAAAAUAGACUAAUUUUGGAAAUUUGGGAUUUUUCUCUUUACUCAGAGAGAUGGAUACAAAAAGAAUGCUUGAAUGGCAUUAGCCAAAGGAAGAAUUUAAACGGAUUUCCAGUUGGAAAAUUUAUGCAAAUAUGGAAAUGUGAGGGCGAAAUCCAGAAAAAAAGAAGGCUGGUUGGAAAAUUUGAUGUUUUAAACUCAACGGCGAUGCGCACACAAUCGGUUUCCCUUUGGAUGGAAUUAAGGAGUAAGGGGAAAGGGGAAGAUUUUAUGGAUAGAAAAUGA
This is a messenger RNA of Acaulospora morrowiae, 416 nucleotides long. Lineage: Eukaryota; Fungi; Glomeromycota; Glomeromycetes; Diversisporales; Acaulosporaceae. The record is from the annotation of a GenBank genome assembly.